AAACUAUCUAUGAUUAAUAUACAUCAUCGUACAGCUCACAGAGUUUCCUUUUCCUUCUUUUCUCUCUGUGAGUUUAUUUUCGCUCCUCUGCUCUGCACCAAAAGCUACCUACGAACCCUAGCGAAAAAAAGCUUUCGACCUCUUCCACAAAUAGCAGAUCUCCACGUGGGGGUUAAUGAAAAGUUCUUUAGUUUUUCACUCUUGUACCUACCUGAUUAUGUCAUAAACUUCUUUGCAGCUCUAGAAGUUUCUUAUGAUUUUGAAGAUUGAGAACUCUUGAAAGUGGAUUCAUACAGCAAAGAGUGAGAAUUUUCGUGAUCGGUUGUGAAAUUCUUGUGUCUCUUAUAGUGAUGUGUGAGAGAGUUCGUUUGAUUUUUUUGUGAAAUAUGGGGCUUCAGAAAAGAAAUAUGUAGAUUUGGCAGGAGGUUGCGGUUGUAACUUAUAACUGAUAUUGGUUCAAAAGGAAAGGGAUGCAAAAAUCACUAAUAGUGGGUUACGUAUGUAUCGGCAUUUGGGGUGGUUCAUUGGUUUGAAAUAUAGGACUUGGUCAGCAAAGAGGUUGCCUGAUGCUAAGCCCCACCCGGCCAGGGUUAAGCCGGUGGCUAUGUUGGACACUGCACAGGAAAUUGCCAUUUACAUUCAUAGGUUUCACAAUCUUGACCUUUUCCAGCAGGGAUGGUAUCAAAUUAAGAUUACUUUGAGAUGGGAAGAUGAUGACUAUACUUCUUUGGGAACUCCAGCAAGAGUUGUUCAAUAUGAAGUUCCUGAUCUGGGUUCUGAUGAUGUAUAUGGAGUAUGGAGGAUUGAUGACACGGACAACAGUUUCUCAACCCAACCUUUCCGGAUCAAGUAUGCAAGGCAGGAUGUUCUCUUAUCCAUCAUGAUCUCAUUUAAUCUACCUGUUGGUAGAUAUGAGGGUCCACCCACUUCUGCAGUUAUUUUGAAGUUUGAGCUUAUGUAUGCUCCAGCCCUUAAAAAAGGGUCUGAGAUACUGGCUUCUCUUGAUACUUCCCCUUCUGCAGUGCAUGAAUUUCGAAUUCCUCCUAAAGCUCUUCUAGGGUUGCAUUCUUAUUGCCCUGUUCAUUUUGAUACUUUCCAUGCUGUGCUUGUUGAUGUAAGCAUACACACCAGUCUACUGAAAGUUGGUUCUUCCAUGUCCCCCCUGAAGGUACCCAGUGGAUCCAGCACUGCUCAAGAUGAUGCAGGUGACAGUUCCAUUGGGUCGAAAGUUGCUUCUGUAGAUUUUAAAGACGUCAUGCUUGUUAAAGCAUUAUUAACUGCUCGUGACAUCUUGCUUGAAGAGCUACUAAAACUUAGCCGAGCAAUUGACCAAGCUGUUGAUUUGACUGAUUUUAUAUCCAACAUGGAUGAUACAAAUUUGUUUGGUUCUGUCCUGAAAAAAAAUUUGGGUGCUGCAGAUGAAGUUUCAGGACAAGGCAAGCCACGAAAUGGUCUUGAGAGAGCAAGUGGUAGUCUAGAUUUUCGAAGUGAGGAAUUGCUUCGCCGCUUAUCUAGGGGUGAUUUGUUGAACUCUUUUCAUUCACUGGGUGAUCAAGUGUCAUAUUUAUGGAAUACUUUUUUGCAUUUCCACAGGUCUAAUGAAAGGAAGAUAUUGGAAUUCCUGUGUGAUGCAUGGGCUAAGGAUCGGAGAGCUGAAUGGUCAAUAUGGAUGGUACACUCUAAGGUUGAGAUGCCUCAUCACUAUUUAAAUAGUGGAGGUGAUGAGUCUUCCCAUAAUGGUUCCCAUAAAAGAGUUUCAAGUUUGUGGAAGUUAACUGAUGAUCCUGCCCAAACUGCAGCUACACGUGCUGAGCUUCAUAGGCGAAGUAUUGCACAGAUGAAUAUCAACAAUCGGUCAAUUCAAGACAUGCAAAUAUUUGGAAAUCCAUCACAUAUUCCUAUUGUAAUUGUAGAACGUGUGAUGAAUGCCAGGUGGCGCUCUUCUAGUGAAAAUUCAUACUUGAGACAUUUUGAUGUGAUAGAUUCGAUGGUCCCACUCACUGGACCCAGCUCUGCAGCUGCCAACAAGAAAUCUGGUUCUGGCUCACUCCAAAAUGGUCGUGUUUUGAGGAUUGUUGUCUUUGUGCACGGGUUUCAGGGGCAUCACCUGGAUUUACGGCUUGUUAGAAAUCAGUGGCUUCUGAUUGACCCAAAGACAGAGUUUCUUAUGUCUGAAGCAAAUGAAGACAAAACAUCUGAUGAUUUCAGAGAAAUGGGACUAAGGCUUGCUCAGGAAGUGGUUUCUUUCGUUAAAAAAAAGAUGGAUAAAUUUUCAAGAUCUGGACGCUUAGGAGACAUUAAGCUUAGUUUUGUGGGACAUUCUAUUGGAAAUGUGAUUUUAAGAACAGCAUUAGCAGAGAGCAUUAUGGAGCCAUUCCUAAGAUACUUAUAUACAUAUGUUUCUAUAUCUGGUCCGCACUUGGGAUAUCUUUAUAGUUCAAACUCUUUAUUUAACUCUGGGCUGUGGCUUUUGAAGAAGUUUAAGGGCACACAGUGCAUUCAUCAGCUUACUUUCACAGAUGACCCGGAUCUCCAAAAUACAUUCUUCUACAAGCUGUGUAAGCAGAAAACACUGGAGAAUUUCAAGCAUAUCAUCCUGUUAUCUUCACCUCAGGAUGGUUACGUUCCAUACCAUUCAGCCAGAAUUGAAACUUGCCAAGCAGCCUCUUGGGACUUCUCAAAAAAGGGUAAACUAUUUCUAGAGAUGCUAAAUGAUUGCUUGGACCAGAUACGAGCCCCUUCUUCUGAGCAGCGAGUAUUCAUUCGCUGUGAUGUCAACUUUGAUACAUCCUCCUAUGGCAAGAAUUUGAACUCCUUCAUCGGACGUGCUGCUCAUAUUGAGUUUUUGGAGUCUGACAUUUUUGCAAGAUUCUUAAUGUGGUCUUUCCCUGAAUUAUUUCGUUAAUGGGGAUGUGGGGAAUCUGACUGUCUUUGGCAUUCACACUUUUUGUCUUUCAGCAUCAGAGACCAAGAAUGAUGGCUUUCUGGGGAUCAGAUGUCUUAAUAAUUGCAGUCAUGUCCUUGCGUAUGGGAAGGGCCGGGUCAUAUGUAGCCAUUGACCACUGUAAAUUACUGGCUUAAAGCGGGUUCCAAGUGAAGGAAAUUGAAUAUCUGGUUAGCUGAAUGUGAAUCAUGUUACUGAAAGGUCUAGGGGUUGAGCUAAAUAGUUCAAACUGGGACGAUGUUAAGGUAGACCUUAGUUUAUUUCUAGAGACAGGCUUCAAGAAAUAGUGAUGUAAUUACAGAGUAGGUCAGGUAGAUUCCUAUUUUGUUAUUAUACUUUUGAUGCAGUUACUAUUAGAUACAAGGAUAGUUUAUUGUGAACAAGAGUAAGGGUCACGACUCAUGCAUACAAUUUGUAUGCAAUAAUAAAGUUUAGUGUAACGCCUUUCUUUUUGUU
This is a messenger RNA of Quercus lobata, 3400 nucleotides long. Its product is annotated as protein FAM135B-like. The transcript is spliced from 16 exons. NCBI's taxonomy places the organism in Eukaryota, Viridiplantae, Streptophyta, Magnoliopsida, Fagales, Fagaceae. Bases 500 to 2905 code for a protein of 801 amino acids. The record is from RefSeq and is a predicted model, not a curated record. Gene Ontology annotation, biological process: lipid metabolic process.